This is a messenger RNA of Aplysia californica (California sea hare), 909 nucleotides long. Its product is annotated as kallikrein 1-related peptidase b22-like. The record is from RefSeq and is a predicted model, not a curated record. Bases 1 to 909 code for a protein of 302 amino acids. The transcript has a single exon. NCBI's taxonomy places the organism in Eukaryota, Metazoa, Mollusca, Gastropoda, Aplysiida, Aplysiidae. Gene Ontology annotation, biological process: proteolysis. Gene Ontology annotation, molecular function: serine-type endopeptidase activity.
AUGUCUGGAAAACGUCAGAGCUACACUCACUUUUUCCUGUUUUUCGCUGUCGCUCAGCUACCUGGGCUACUGGCAUUCAGCGGAACAUCUCAGAUUCUGAGGACAGCGGAGGACUUGGAUGAUCUUGGGUCUUCCUACAACACCUACACAUUCAAGCUGGACGGUGACAAGCCACCACCUGAUGUAGAAGAGUUUCCAGAUUUGAAUCCAUGCGCCCCUUAUAUCGUCGCCGUGCACUUCCUGAAGGAGGAGCAAUGGUACUUUGUUUGUACCGGUAUCCUUGUUGCUAAGAACAAAGUUCUGACAGCAUCCAACUGUGUGGAGCGCAACAAGGAAUACCGGGUUCUAGUGGGAUCUGACUACUACUUCCGCAACCCUGACGCCGUUGUCGUGCCCGUUACAAAGAUCAAAAGACACCCCGAAUACACCAAGUUGGACUCUGUGCCAAAGCGUGGGUUUGAGGCCAAUAACAUUGCCAUGCUGAUACUUGAAGAGGAUGUGCAGGAGUCGGAACGCAUCCAGAUUCUUCCCAUAGCCCCAUGCGUGAACCCCGAGGAAGGUGAAGUGUGCUUUAUCGCCGGGUUUGGAGUCCCCCCUGUCUUCACGUCAAAUCUGGUCGGCAACCCAAACGCCAACUUAACCGUGAUCAGCAACAAUGAGUGCCAGACCCGCAUCAACGACCUGGAUUUGAAUCAAAACAUCGUCAUUAAAAACCAGCACCUGUGUACCCUCGACGAUGGGUCCAACACUUGCUUUGCCUUCAGCGGCAGUGGGCUUGUGUGCAGCGGACAUCUUGUUGGGGUAUUUGGCUUCUCGACCUCUCUUUGUUCACCGGGCACCCUGCAACCAAUGGGUUUUACCAGACUGUCCUCUUUUGAAAGCUACCUACAGUUCCUUGUCAACCUGUAG